This is a messenger RNA of Lottia gigantea (owl limpet), 4257 nucleotides long. RefSeq lists its product as hypothetical. The record is from RefSeq and is a predicted model, not a curated record. Lineage: Eukaryota; Metazoa; Mollusca; Gastropoda; Lottiidae. Bases 1 to 4257 code for a protein of 1418 amino acids. The transcript has 3 exons.
AUGGAGACUAACAAAGUCAAUACCGCCACUAAAAGGGUAAGUCUAUCUGAAGGAACCUUUCGAAUCUUUGCUAAAUCUGUAAGGGAUGUGACUUCAAAUAAAUUAAAGAAAGACAGAAGUGGGUCCACAUCUACGACUUCAUCUUCCAACGAAAGCAGUCCAAAUAAAGACAGCCCUUUUUUGGAAGGAAAGAAAUCGUCAGGAACGAAAAUGUCGGACGAAAGCGUAAUUGAAACUCCAGAAAAGAGGAAAACCCCAGAAAGUUUGAGUCCAACAAAAUCACAUUCACCAGCUAAAAUCAACAGAAUAGAUUCACAACAGAAGACUCUAAAAUCUAAGAGAUCCAUUGGCAUUGAACUUGAAAAUUUGAAAGAAAAUUGUCCUGCAAAUGAUCUUAGCUUAGAAGAUCAUGAAUCAUUACUGGUACCAAAAAAUGGUGGAAAAGAUAAAAACAGCAGGGUAGAUGAACUGGCAACGAAGAAUAAUGUGGACACACCUGAGACCACCAAGGAUGUUAAAACUGAUGAACCAAAGACCACCAAUGUUAUGAUGAAGAACCAACAUCAGCAUUAUAAACCCAACAGACACAAAAAUCCAGACCAUCUUCAACCAUGUCGAAUCAACAGAAACCAAUAUCCAGACCAUCACCAACCACGUCGCCAUGACUCUCAUUAUAGCAUGGAUCAAAGAACUCAUGGUAGACUCAAUCAAUGUUUUGACAAUGAACGGAGACAUAGUCACCCAGACAGAAAUCAACCACCAAGAUUUAGAGCCGAGAGAUUUUCCAGACCUAGAGAAACCAAAAAAGAAAAUAAAUCUAAAAAUGAAGAAGAUUGGAAUGAGGAUUUACUGGACGUUGAAGAAAAACUGGAUGAUCCGAAAUCAGCAAAGGUUUUUAGCACAUCUCUGCCCAAUGAAAAUACAUGGGAAGCUUCAUCUGCAGCUCUGAAUUCUUCCUGCCCAGAACUAGAUCAAGACACAAAGGUACCAAUUUCUCUUUCAGACAUUGACAAAACAAAAGAAAUAGUUAGCGUUUACUUACAAGGGAAUAAGAAUUGUGAUUCAAGCAACAUUCAUUCUAAACAUCCUGAACAACCAGGUUUUGAAUCAAGCAAAGGAGAAGUAGAAGACAACUUAGAUCACGGGCAUGAUCUUGCUGCUCCUGAGGCAAAAAACAAAACCAAUGAACUCUCAGACCUUACUGACAAAAUUGCUUUGGACUUGAAGGAGAUUGCCAGAAAUUUAGUUCAAAAUAACAAAGAUAGCAACGAAGAUUCUCAAGUAGUAACUGAAAGUCCUGAGUUAAAUGAACACUCUGGUUCCAUACCAGAAGAUUAUAAUGCUUACCCUUCUGAUGCUGUUAGUUCAAAUAUUGCUCAAGCACCACCAGGAAAGGAGACUUUCAAAGAUGGUCUGAUAGUAAAAGUCCCACAAAUGACUGAAAGAUUUGAUGCUGUUGAUAACACUGAAGAUUGGUCAGAUGAAUUGACUGAAGUGCCAACACCUGGAAAAGUUGUUCAGGAAGUUCAUGAUGAAAUGACUGACAUACAUAAACCUCAACCUUCUAAUCAGCACAAUGGCUCAGCAAAAUGUUCAGAUACAGUUAAUGAUUUUGUGGAUUGUAUGUCAGACCUUCAAGGUUCAAGCAAGAGUAAAUUGGAGUCUGAGUUAAAUUGGGCUGAGGGAUGGACUGGCUCAAAUCUGGACACCAGCUCAGCUGAUGCGAAAGGUAUUUCUAUUGAGGGUGCCACCCAGGAAAUUUCAAAUAGUCCUGAUGCUGGUGAAAAAGCAGCUUUGUUACCCCAGUCUUGCUUAAAAUUUGCAGAAAAUUUAGAGAAGUCAGUGCCAAGGGCAGAUAACAACCAAGCAGAAGGUUUGAGAAAUUUUGAAAGCAAAGAUUUGAUUGCCAAUACUGAAGAUGUUUUACCAGAAACCAAUUCCAAUCAACCUAUUAUAUCUUUACAGGAUGGUAUUCCCAGGAUGAAAGCAAUCUUUGCUCGUGGAGGAAUUCGACCGAGUCACAGUUCAAGAGGAGCUCAUAGUUAUAACUAUACAGAGAGAGGCAGCACUGCAUUGAAUAAAGAUAUAAUCAAACCACAUCCUUUAAUGUCAUUCGAGUUAGAAGGAAGUUGGGAAAAAGUUUUGGAAAAUAACACCGUUGAACUGGAUGAAGAGGAGGUCUUUGACAGCGAAAUUAAUACUCCUCAAAAUGUUGAACAACCCUCACCAGUGACAGACACCUCAAAAGACCCAAAUAACAAUCUUAAAGGUACCUCUGAUAUUGUUCCUGGGAAUGUGGCGCCUCAAUUCAGUCAGGAUAUUCGUAGAAAAUCAUCUAUAAAAGAAGACCAGAAACAAAUUGGCCUGAAUCAAAAUCAAAAUGAUUCACCUCCAAUUGUAAACAGACGUUCAACGUGUGAUAGUAGAAGUGAGAACUCUGACAGUGUGAAACACCUGAGACCUCCAAGAAAAAAUACACAAACGCCUCCUUUGAGACCACGAAAUGAUGAUUUGCUGGAUGCAGAGUUGAAAAAAAUCGAUGUUUAUUUGGGGAUAACCAAACAACCAAAAAAGUCAGAACAUCAUGCAAGUUCUCAUAAGAAGCACAUCCGGCCCCGCACCCAUAGUGAACGAUUUGAAAAAAGCGAAAGAAAGGGUUUUAAGAAUGUGAAACCCUACAAAAAUGACAAAUCAAACAAAAGUGAGGAUUGGUCGAGUGACCUAUUAGAUGUCCAAUCAGCACCUGUAGAACCUCAUCAUUUUACAGAAAAACUUCAAGAUGGUUCCUGCAACAGUUUUCAGAAUAUCUCGAACUAUUCCAAUAAAUCAGACUCGAUUCCAAUUCCAGACAAUUCUUUGUUGGAUAUUUAUGCCAAUUACUCCCCAUAUUGCAAUGUCAACAAUCAAAGUAAACAGAACUCUCCUCAAAGAAGUCACAUAAAGGAGAAGACGCCAUCACCUCAAAUAAGUCAUCCAACAGAAAUUAAAGGGAAAUCAAGAGAAAGGGAUCCAGGCCAAAAUCAAAUUGAAAUUUCAAGAUGUAAAAAUGACUCUAAAAACUUUAAACUGCCAAAUAUCCAAAAUGAAAGUGUUCAGUCAUUAAAAGAAUUCUCAAUGGACAGAGACUUUUCAGGAGAUAAGCAUGGAUUUUUGACAUCCUCAAAAAUGAGCAUCUCAAACAAUGCAGUACCCAUCAGUGAUGCGUUUUCAGACUUCAGCAGUGUGGGUUCUGAUGAUGACAUACUAAGACAGACAGACUCCAAAACUGACCCCAAAAAACCUGCGAGAUCAGAAUCUUCGAUUUCCUUGAAGAGCAAACGUCAUUAUCGAUAUUCCAGUCAAGACAUGAGCAUUUCUGAAACCAUCUCCAGCAUGUCAACGGAUCCAAGAUACCAGAAGAGUCAAAAAACAGAAAUAAAUGAUAUGGAUUACAGGCACAAGCCUCCAAUGCCUCCAAAUCCUUUGGAGUAUCCAUAUUAUCAUCCAGGAAAGUCGGCCCCUGGUCCACCAUUUGAUCCAAGACUCUUCAACCCAUACAUCCCCUUUUACCCUCCCUACAUGUACCCAGCCUACUACCCAGGGUAUGACACCACCCUCAUGGAGCAACAUCAGAAAAUAGAGGAAGAGAGAUGUCACGUCAAGCAGGAAAGGAAGGAAGCAAAGAAGGACCCAGACUCCAACAAAAAAUCUGUCCAGAAAGAAAGCAAAGAUACAGAUCAGCAUGGCCAUAUUCCUAAUCUUAGUCACCUCAUAACUGUACCUUUGAAUAAGAUAACUGAUUUACAACAAGCUCAAUUGCUGCUUCAAUUCGUGGAUCAACUAGUGAGAAAAGUUCCUAAUGCCUCUGGCGCUUAUUACAGAGCUGUUUCCAACCAAGGGGAACCAUCUUUAGAAGUUGGAGCAACUACAGAACCUACUCUACAAAACAAAAACAAAACAAAGUCCCCUGUGAAGUAUCGUCCAUCUUCAUUGCAUUUACAUGAGAGGAGACCAUCAGCCCCCAAUGAUGGAUCAUCCAUGAAGCCACACUACCAGUACCAACCAAGAUAUCCAACUCCUCAAUAUAAUCCAAUGGAAGGUCCUCAGUAUCCUCAUCAAGAUCUUCCAAGCCAAAUCUUACAGUAUCCUGAUGCUGCACUGAAAACUGUUGAAGACAAUAGAUAUCAUGAUUAUAGGAACUAUUGUAAGUUCUUUGGUAUAAAACUGCUUUUAAAUCACUUGCUGUUUUUGUUUUGUGCACCCUUUUUAUUUUGCUAA